CUGUAUUUGUAUGUUGUGUUGUGUGUGCGUGGUAAUUUGUGUUCUAAGCUGAUAGAAAGAAAAGAAAUUUGUUAAAUCAGGUACUAUUUAACGAUGAAACUAACAUAAAUGUGAAGAAACACAGUGUGUUGUGAUAUCAAGUGCAAGUGAACCCGUCGGGAGGCGGUAACCGUUCAAGUUGGCGAAGGCACGUAGGGGUAUGAUAAAAGAGAAGGAGAAGGGUGGCGGUGCCCGCCUCAAGGACGAGCCCAAUGACCCUGCUGAGCCUGGCCAUGGCUCGCGACCGCCGUCAGCGUCUCUGCCGACGCCGGCGGCUCUAAAGAAGGAGCCCGACGAGCCCCCGCACCGGGUCAAAAUGGAACCUCAUAGCCAGUCCGGCGAAGACUCCACCGCAGAGAUGGGUGUUGAUGGCAUCAAGACAGAGAUUGACGGCCUCAUGGACAGUGACGGUGAUCCAACUAAAUCGCCGUCCUGCGAACUAGGCGGGCCAGGAUCGCUCAAAUCAGAACGUCUCUCCUCUGAUUCCAACGAUAUUUUGGACCCACAAACUGGCCUGAGGGGUUCUGCUAGUAAUCUACAGGACGGCAAUCAGAAUUGCCGUAAUCCAAACGUAGGCCCUGAGAUGGGGUCUUGUCGUAUGGGGGGCGGUGGAGGCCCCAUGGGUGCCGGGGUUUCAAUGGGCCCCAUGUCCGCAAGUGAGGCACAGACACUGCCAUCCAAUGUAAUCAGCAAGCAGGCAGGCAGCAUGGAGCAGAGCCAGAUCUUCGUUUUCUCGACCAGUUUGGCUAAUAAAGGCGCGGACGCUGUGCUGUCUGGUCAACAUCACUCGAUCAUCGCGUACCAUUGCGCUCAGCCUGGCACCAAGAAGUAUUUAGAGGCAUUUUUUCAGAAACACCCUUUAAAAAUGGGCCAGUUCAACAAACAGAAUCCAGCCCAGUGGUUAAAUAAUCUCGCUAUGGCUAAAUCUAGGGGGGGCAUGAGAGGUGGGCCUAAUAUGAUGGGGGGCCCGAAUCAAAUGGGUCACAUGAUGGGAGUGUCAAUGGGUGGGAAUAUGGGACCCAUGGGUCACGGCAUGGGCCACAUGGGACCCAAUAUGAUGGGGCCUAAUAGGAUGGGCGCGCCCAAUCAAAUGAUGAUGAUGAAGGGUGGGCCUGGCCAAAUGGGGCAGAUGGGGCCGGGAAUGGCUCCUAUGGAUGGGUUUCCAGGGGGCACCCCGUCCUGUGGUGUCAUGGACGGCCUCGGUGCUGAUGGUGAAAUGCCCUGGGACACCAAAAACCCCUCAGUAAUGUCGAACGGCAUGUCGAAUGGGCCUGGGAUGCCCCCAUGCUCAGAGGCGGGACCCGAACCUACGUCCGGGCCCGCUGAGUCCGCUCCCGAUCAGCCCUGUCAAGCGGGACCUAAAGGUGUUAAAAUUCCUGAUGAGAACUUGACGCCACAGCAAAGGGCGCAUCGUGAAGAGCAACUCGCGACAAUACGCAAAAUGCAACAGAUGCUGUUCCCCGAGAGUGGGGGACAAGGUUCCGGGGAGGGGCAGCCUCCAGACAUUAAUCCUCCCAACUCCGCUGGAAACAUGAACAUGCCAUACCCACCGAUGUCAAUGGGACCUAACGGCCCGAUGGGUUCAAACGGUCCCAUGGUUUCGAUGUCCAACAGUAUGAACUCCGGACCGAGUUGCACUAUGUCAGGACCGAUGCCGAUGAACCCUAUGGGUCCAAACGGACCAAUGGGCGGACCGAUGGGUGGUCCUAUGGGAGGCAUGGGGCCGAACAUGAUGGGCGGACACGGAUCAAUGGGACCGAACGGAAUGAUGGGGCCUAAUGGACCGAUGAUGGGAGGCAUGGGACCGAAUGGACCGAUGGGCCCUAUGGGACCGUGUGGUAUGAAGGGCAUAAGAGGGGCGUGUGGUGGGCCGGAUAUGAAGGGUGGCAUGUGUACAGAUAUGCAUAUGGGGAGGGGCUGCGGUGGACCUAUGGGGCGAAUGCCAAACCCAAUGGGUGGAAUGGGCGGGCCUAAACCUUGUAUGAUGGGUGGACCACAUAUGGGACCUAGAAUGAUGCCGGGACCUAAUCUUAACACAAUGAACGGUGGCAUAAUGAUGGACGGGAACAUGAUGGGUGGGAUGGUGCACGGGGAAUGUGGACCGGAUCACCACGGUAUGCCCGUCAACGGACCCAUGUGCGACGAGUACGGCCGCGGCAGAAACAUGGGUCCGGGUGAUCCUGGUGGGUUAGGUCCAGGUGUAGGCCCCGGUAUGGGCCACAAACCGGGCUUGAGGAGUCCCAAGAGUCCCGCCAACGCUGACAUCGACUGGCAAAAAAUACACCACCAGUUCUUCGACGAUCCAAAGUCGAUGGACAAUGAACUAAGCACACAAGUAAAGUCGCCAUGUUCAGAAAGAGGGGGCUGUCUUCCCCCACCGCCUUACGGGGCAUCCCCUUUACACCGUUCCGCCUCUGUACCUAUAGCGACGCAGUCCCCUGGACACGGUUCAGUUCAAAUGCCCAUGUCGGCGGACGCGUCGCGAGCUAAUUCAGGCCUAAGUAGUCCCGCGCAACCUCACUGCAAACCGCCGCAGACGAAACAGGACGCGCCAGAGAUAUUAGAGAAACUCGAUGAUGGAGUGUUUGUGCGAACCCUCCAAUGUUUGGCGGCGCAGCAACAGAAGAACCAACAGUCGCACAAGGAGCCCAGUUUGAUGCCCGUACCGUCUCCGCAGCAAAUAUCGUAUCUCAAUCAGUUUGAAGGUCAAGAGUUGACGAUACAGAAACAGCCUAACACGUCGUUAAAAGACAACGGGCCACCAUCGAACAGCGGUGGGCAGACGCCACAGUCUAAUUCCACACAGAAAUCACCGGCCGGCAUGAUGCCGGGCACGCCGGAGCCUCACAUGUCCCUAUCGGAGCAGCGAGCGGGCAGGUUCUCGCUCGAACAGAGUCCAGGGUUCAACAAUCCCCAGACACCCACCUCAGCAGCUAGCACUAAGUGUGGUCAGGACGAGAAGUCCCGGCCCAGCCCGUCCUCAAACCGGUCGAGUCAAGAGAGCGCCAGUAAGACCCCGCAGCGCGAGUCCCUCAGCCAGGGGCCUUAUGCCCCCCCCAACACUCCCUCGUGCGCCACCAAGAAUAGUUGCAGCCAAGCGAACACACCCACCACUACCACCAUGGAGGACUCCAUACCCACAUCAGAGGCGACGUUAUCAGGGGGCCCCAAUAGCACAACACUCCCCGGACCGUUCCCUAACGCUUGCAGUAUGAGUCGGCCGGACAAUAUCCCGAUAAAUCCGAACCAGGGUCCCGGUGGUCCCAUGGCGUCGUCGUCGUCGUUCGACCCCAUCUCGUCGCUCGCGCAGAUGUCGCAACAGUUAACUAACUCGGUGGGCGGGCCGGGACCCGCGGGACCCAUGCAGGGCGCGCCGGGACCCAUGGGACCGUUCGGCGGCGCGCCCCACCAUAUGCAGCACCACCACAAUAUGCAUCCGCAUUCGCAUCCGCACAUGAUGAUGAAUGAAUUAGGGUGUCACAUGGACAACAUGGGAGGACCGGGUAUGGGCGGACCAAUGGAGGGCAUGAUGGGCGGCGGAGACUUCCCGCCCGACAUGAACCUCAGCCCGAAGAUGGGAGGAGGCCCCAUGGGCGGACCUAUGGGACCCAUGGGGCCCGACCCUGCCAUCAUGGGGCCCCGCAUGCCCCCCGGGCCCGGCAAGAUGCCCCCCUUCAACGGUGCAAACGUGCAAGUGAAAGCGAGCGCACCCAACACUAUCCAGUAUCUUCCCACGAGGCCUCAGAUGGCCUGCAACUCGGGCCCCAGAGGACCUCCCAGUUUAGAUUUCCUCCAGCGUGUAACAAAUCCUAUGCAAAUGGAAGGAAAAGGAGUACAAUAUUUCCCAAGAGGAAUGGACGAGAACAGCAUGCGUGGUGUUAUGAGGCCGCCAGGAAUGCUCCGGAUGCACUAUCCGGCUGGAUUUAAUUCUCCACCCAAAAUGGCGGACCCGUUCCAGCCGAAUCCAAUGUGCGGACCGAACUUUAGAGGUGUGAAAUCAGGUAUGGGCCAAGUGAGGAUGACGGGGCAACCUUUGCCACCUUCUAUGGGUGGGCCCGGGCCGGGUUUCAAGGGCCAAGGUUUCGCGGUACCAUCGACGGCGGACCCCAAUUACGCGGCACAGUUUCACAAUUUCCAACAGCAAUUAUACGCGACAGGAAGCCGCGCGCCUCAAGGAUAUCCGCCUUACCAACCGCCCAAGUGAUGCCGAGUGAUAAAUUCACCCCCAAGGACGUACUUAACCAACCAUCCAGUGACGCAAGAUCGAAUAUUAUGUUAGUGACUUAUAAUAAAAAAAAAAUAGCCCGUGUCUCCUUUACCCACGCGAUAAAAUCCGAUCUAACGGUUGCGGUCGUUUUAUCCUAAUGAAAAGGAUGGUGUUUGUACAAAAUGUACAAAGGUUUUUUUUAUUAUCGUAGACGUGUUACGAUUACACGGUUCGAAGUACAGUUUUAGACGUAUAUUUUGCUUAUGGCAAUAAAUUAGUGUUAGAUUGUUUUUUAUUUUUUGACACAUACAUGCCAGAAUUACAGUGUAUCGGUUCCUUUUUUUACUUAGCUAUUUUUUAUGUACGAUUCCUAUGCACACAGAUAUCUAGUCAAUUUUGAAAUUAACGGAGCCCAAUCCUGUGUUAAUGUAAACAUUUAACGAUUGAAGCCGACAUUUGGUAUUUUUUUAUAUACGCAGAAGUACAUAAUUUUAUAAUGAUGUCCAUUUUUUUUUAAGUUUAAUAUUAAUUAAAUCUAAUUAGUUAAAUUGGUCGAAUAUAAUUUCUUUUUGGCGUUAACGGCCAGUAUGACCUGAAAUUACUUAGAACCGUCUUAUUGACUUAUUAGUUGUUUUAUUAAUUUAAUAAUAAUAUUUUUUCAUUUUUCGAUCUGAUAGCAAUGUUAUUUCUGUCUUCCAGUACCUUAAACUAAUGCAAUAAGUGCUUAUAUCCGCCGUACGCUCCGCUAGACGUUGAUGCGUACGCGGUUCGCGACUUUGACUAUAGGUCUCUACUUUUAAAUAAAUAAAUAAAGAAAAGUACUUAAAUAUCUGAUGCCAUAUUAUUUGCCACAUGAAUUUAAUUUCGUGAUAUUGUAACUAUCUAUUUAAUUUAUUGUUGUCUAUUGAAUCUGUACGAACAAUGCCAAUCUUAAAACGCAACACUAAUGUUUUUAUGUUUCGUAGUAGUACAUAGGGCAUAAUAAUAUGCUAGGCUAGUAGUCGCACUUGGAUGUAGCAGUGGCCUUCGAUUUGUAAUGCCUUGUUUAAAAGCAAUUAAAACCCCGGCGAAGACGCCAGCACGGUAAUAUUAAAAAGUUUGGCGUCGAUUAGAAGCGCGCCGAGUCGAGUCAGAACGGGUCGCCGCAGAAAUUCGCUCGAGCCCGAUUCAACUAGUUGAAUGGGCGCUGUUUCAUAGAAAAUGUAUAGGAGGCGAAUUUUUACGAAUCGAUUCGACUUGGCUCAGCGAGCCUGGUUGACGUCAGACUUUAUAACCACUCGAGACGAAAUCUAAAUGACGUCUAUAGGAUUCUGGUAUUUCUGUGGCACUUUUAAAGUUGGAAAUAGGAAAAUAAAAAGCUUAUGAUGUUGAAUUUGAUUAUUAAAUAAACAGACAUUUAGAUUUCUGCUCAAGUAAUAAAACUACUGCCGGACUGGAGUGAAACGCGUUCUGCCGCCGGCCGGUAUCAAGACUGCGGCGAUCACAAUUUGUACAGUACCGAAGCAAUCGAUCCCGCAGUAUUAGAUGCGCGUGCGCAUGACAUUGAUGUAUCACGCGGCCGCGCGCACUAUGCGGCGAAAACGGAUACUCUCGAGAUUAAGAAGGGCGUGGCAAUUCGUGAAUAAACAGCACAGAAAUAAGUCCAGAUAAAAACACCCGCUAGCAAUUAGAUAGUCUUAAUUUUAACUGUAAUUAUAAUUAUAAGGUAAAGAAUGGUUCUUGUUUUAGGAUAAGCGAAGAGCAAUGAUAUAAAAUAGUUUGUGUAAUAUUGAUAAGGAAAUGAAAUUAAGAUGCAAACUAUUGGUUGUGAUUCUGACACAAUUUGUUAAGUUGUUCGUAGAUAUGUCACAGAGAAUUGUGGAACUUACUGACUCACGAUAAGGCCCUUUUUUAAUUUUUAUUUUAUUUUUUUGUUUUUGGAUAUUUUUACUUGUCGUUCUCGUUUGUACAUCGCUAACAAUAAUUGUACAGAGUACUUUUGGACUUAAUUUAAGGCAAUAAAUGUAUUUAUUUUAUAAAUCGUGAUGUAAG
Molecule: messenger RNA, 6277 nt
Organism: Diatraea saccharalis (sugarcane borer)
Lineage: Eukaryota; Metazoa; Arthropoda; Insecta; Lepidoptera; Crambidae
Source: the annotation of a GenBank genome assembly